AAUAUCGCAAUCGUAUGUGUCCCAACAACAAUUGCAAGUUGUGAAAUUUGCUACUUUAACGCAGGAUUUUUCCAAAAUCCAAAUCACAAAUCAUUUAUAAAUAUUUGUAAUUUCAUGGGCCUGUUCAUCAUAUUCAUAUUCAAUCUUUUCUUCUAUAAAUAGAACAACAACAUCUAACUUCCCAGCUUCCUUACGCAAACCCACCACCUCCUCCACCGCCGAUACAGAGGAGAAAUCAGAAUCGGAAGCGGUUUUGAGGAGAGAGAGAAAAAACAAGAAUUGAGAAGGGAUUCAUUUGAUUUUUUUUUUUAUAAUUAUUAUUGAUCCAAGCCGGUUGUAGGUGAAAAUUGAUCUAUGCACCGGCCGAAGCUAAAGGCAUCGUUGUUGGAUUGGAUCGCUGUUGGGGACGGAGACCACAUUGUUUUGUUCCGGUGAUUAUGAGCUGGUUUGAUAAGUUGCGGUGUUCAUCUAGUGGCCUUAUGCUUUUUCUCCUUUACCAUUCAUUUAAAUUGAUCUCUAAUUUCUUGUUACCUAUACACCCGUAAUUUUGUUUUUCUUUUUCAUUCAAUCCUUUUGCAUUUGGAUUUCUUAUUUUUCUCAAAAAAAUCGUUCAAAAGUUCUCGAUCAAUUUACUGCGAAAAGAGGGAGAGGGAAGAAGAUUGGAAAAAAGUUAAAAAAGGGAGUUCUUUUUUCUUCUGUUUUUCUUUUGGGGGGGGAUUUGUGGACGGCUCUUGUUGUUUUUGCUGUUACACCGCUGAAUUCCAUGGAAACUAAAGACAGUGAUGAUGAUUCUUCGUUUUCCGGCAACUUUCUGGACGGUUCUUUGUUGUCGCGCAUCGAGAAGCGACAAGGUUCGCAACCCUCUGUCAUCGUAAUUGGCGGUGGUAUCUCUGGGAUUGCUGCUGCUCGUAUCCUACAUAAUGCAUCUUUUAAGGUGGUUGUGUUGGAGUCACGUGAUAGGAUUGGCGGCCGCAUCCUCACCGAUUACUCUUUCGGUUGCCCAAUAGAUAUGGGAGCAUCAUGGUUACAUGGUGUGUGCAAUGAGAACCCUUUGGCUCCUUUGAUACGCCGUCUUGGGCUUACUCUUUAUCGAACAAGUGGCGACAAUUCAGUGCUCUAUGAUCAUGAUUUGGAAAGUUAUGCACUUUUUGAUGUCAACGGCCACCAAGUUCCUCAGCAGACUGUUAUAGAAGUUGGAGAGGUGUUCAAGAAAAUCCUCAAAGAGACGGACAAAGUGAGGAAUGAGCAUGAAAAGGACAUGUCAGUCUUGCAAGCAAUAUCAAUUGUGCUGGAUAGGCAUCCUGAAUUGAGACAAGAAGGAAUUGCCUACGAAGUGUUGCAAUGGUACAUAUGUAGAAUGGAAGCAUGGUUUGCUGCUGAUGCUGACAUGAUAUCUCUGAGAAACUGGGAUGAGGAGCAAGUUCUUACUGGUGGUCAUGGGCUUAUGGUGCAAGGUUAUCUCCCAUUAUUGGAAGCCAUGGCGAAAGAUAUUGACAUUCGGUUGAAUCAUAGGGUUACAAAGGUUGCCAAUGGUUAUAAUAAGGUGAUGGUUACACUCGAAAAUGGCGGGAUCGUAGUUGCGGAUGCUGCGAUUGUUACUGUGCCCCUGGGUGUACUCAAGGCUAAUCUAAUUAAAUUUGAACCCAGCUUGCCCGAAUGGAAACUUACUGCAAUAUCAGAUCUUGGUGUAGGAAAUGAAAAUAAGAUCGCAUUGCUAUUUGACGAAGCCUUUUGGCCCAAUGUGGAACUUCUAGGAAUUGCUGCUCCCACAUCAUAUGCCUGUGGCUAUUUUCUAAAUCUUCACAAAGCAACAGGCAAUCCUGUACUUGUGUACAUGGCAGCUGGGAGAUUUGCUUAUGACCUCGAGAAGCUCUCAGAUGAAGAUACAGUUGAUUUUGUGAUGACACAGUUGAAGAAAAUGUUUCCUCAUGCCAGAAAACCUGUAAGCUAAUUUGCGUUGUUUAGGCAUUUACAGUAUCGUGAAGAACUUGUUUCUUUUUAAGUGUACAAGAAGUAGAAAAUUAAUACUGUCUUUGUUCACAGGUGAAGUAUAUUGUGUCAAGGUGGGGAACAGAUCAAAACACUCUUGGAUGCUAUUCUUACGAUUUGGUCGGGAACCCAUCCGAUAUAUACGACAAACUCCGAGAACCUGUUGGGAACCUCUUCUUCGGAGGCGAAGCUGUUAGUGUGGAGCAUCAGGGAUCAGUACAUGGGGCGUACUCUUCCGGAGUGAUGGCUGCAGAAAACUGUCGCAAGCAUGUUAUGGAGAGACUGGGAUCCUGGGACAGAAUUCAGCUCAUCUCCUGCAGGGAAGAAAUCCUUGAAUCAACAGUGCCUCUCCAGAUAUCAAGAAUGUGAUUUGAUUCUUGAAGAUGGUUGGAUUCUGCAUCCACCCCCUUAAUAAGAGAUGCACUAGCAUCCUACUUUUUCCCAUUCAGUUGUUUUCCUUCCUUGCUAAUUGCUGGGCAAAAAGGCAAUGGGACUUGUUUAGCCGUGAAAAACUAUUAAUUUCUUUUUCUAAAAGUUGUAGUCGGAUUUGGGUUGAACCUUAUGAAAGCUUGAAACCUUGUUUAAACUUGUCGAAUGUUUUAACUUCUUGUCUUUUAAAGUUGUACUGAGAUUUGGGUUGAAAGCCAGUUUUAAGCAGCAACCUUUAAAACUGUUGGUGUCACUUGAAAUUAGAUGAAUUUG
Oldenlandia corymbosa var. corymbosa is the source of this 2691-nucleotide messenger RNA. Lineage: Eukaryota; Viridiplantae; Streptophyta; Magnoliopsida; Gentianales; Rubiaceae. The record is from the annotation of a GenBank genome assembly.